This is a messenger RNA of Agrilus planipennis (emerald ash borer), 1127 nucleotides long. RefSeq lists its product as uncharacterized. Bases 140 to 1039 code for a protein of 299 amino acids. The transcript is spliced from 5 exons. Lineage: Eukaryota; Metazoa; Arthropoda; Insecta; Coleoptera; Buprestidae. The record is from RefSeq and is a predicted model, not a curated record.
UAGCAAACCAUAGAUAAUGUAGCGAACUUAACCUUAAAUAUUACAAAUAUGAUUAAAGUGUGAAUGAGAAUCAGUGCGGAUAAUCAAUUAAUUAAAAUAAGUUAUUUUAAUUCGAUCGUGCUUAUAAAAUAAGUAUAUUAUGGCGCUUUCUUUAAAUCAUUCAAUAAUUAAAAUAUUUAAGUUCAGCUCUGUAUUAAACCAAGGCAGCGUCAAAACUUUAAUAACUGGAUAUAAAUUAAAUGGCAGUAUUCAGCAUCAGUCGAGAGUUGUUGCUAAAAUGAAGGUUUCGUGCCAACAGCACUGUAAAACACUUUCUGAUAAGAGUAUUACUUGUGAUAGUAAAGAAUCAUUAAGUGAUGUUAUACACCAACUUUAUCUGCCCUCCUAUAAUUGCAUAAAUUAUUCAAAUAAUUUGAGGAGUUCUCGAUUCCAUUUAAGUACACAAACCAAAAGUGAUAGAGUGUUAGCAAAGGAUAAUGCAGACAGUUCUGACAAAAAGGAUCCAGAAAAAUUACGACGGGUUUUUUUAACUUUAUCUGAUAAUUUACCAAAAUUAUUCAUUCAAACCAUGGAUUAUAAUAUCUACCAUGAAAAUAUGAUAUUUGAAAACAACAUAACUGGCAGGAAAACAGUAGGACUUUAUAAUUAUGUGAAGCAAAUUGCAUUAUUAAGAACAGUUGGUCACCUAAAAUUUGCAUAUGUUAAAUUCGAAGUACUUAAAAUAACGCAGCACCCUGAAGAUUUCACUGUAAAAGUUAGGUGGCGUAUCAGAGGUAUAUCUGGACUUAAAGUACUUGCGCUGUUUUGGAAAUACAAGCUGUGGGAUAUAGAGAGAUUGUUUAAUAAAGCAGAAGGAUGGUAUGACGGGUUUUCGACAUUUUACGUUGAUAAUAACGGAAAGGUGAUAAAACACGUAGCGGACAAGAUGAUGCCCGAUUCAGAACCAGAACUGACAAGAUCAAAAUUGCCGACGCUCGAUGGUGCGACAAAGUUAGCAUUAAUUGUAGGUGUAAUUCCAAAGGACAUUCUUUUUCUAUAAGCGAAAUAUUGUCGAUUGUGACUAGUUAAUGUAAGAUAGACUCUGCUUUUAAUUUAUUAUUAUAAAUUUGAAUUUUUACGCUCGUUGA